AUGCGUUCCUUAAUGGUUAUAGCUUUGUUGGCCUUCUUGGCUGUCAGCUUUGUGGCUGCUCGUCCAGCUGAGGAUGAUGAGUCCUCGGUGGUCCCGGAGGAGCCGGAAUUUCAAUCGGUGGCAGUGUCUGUUUUGAUAGCUUUGUUGGCCUUCUUGGCUGUCAGCUUUGUGGCUGCUCGUCCAGCUGAGGAUGAUGAGUCCUCGGUGGUCCAAUCUGGCGACGAUUCCGUGUCAGGAAAUGAUGACACUGAUAGCAGCAAUGUAGAUGCCACAGGAGGAGAUACUGAUGCAGAGUCCAGCGACGACAAUGCUUCAGAAGGUGAAGGUAGUGGAGAUGGACAAACCGAGGGGGAGUCCAGUGGCGACAAUGAAUCUGACGGAGAGUCCAAUGGAGAUGGUCAAACCGAGGGAGAGUCCAGUGGAGGUGCAUCAGAAGGAGAAGCCAAUGGAGACAGUGAAUCCGAGGGAUCGGAUAAUGGUGACAGUGAAUCCGAGGGAGAAUCCAACGGUGACAGUGCAUCCGAGGGAGAGUCCAGUGAUGACAGUGCAUCCGAGGGAGAGUCCAGUGGAGAUGCAUCAGAAGGAGAAGCAAAUGGAGACAGUGAAUCCGAGGGAUCGGAUAAUGGUGACAGCGCAUCCGCAGGCGAGUCUAGCGGUGACAAUGCUGCUGAGGGAGACUCUAGUGGAUCCGAGGGCGACAGUGAGUCCGAGGGCGAGUCCAGUGAUGAUAAUACAUCAGAAGGAGAAACUGGUGAAUCUGAGGGAGAAUCCAGCGGAGACUCUGAGGGAGAAAACAGUGGAGACAAUGCAUCCGAUGGUGAGAACAGCAACGAGUCAGGAAACAAACAGAAGAAUCCCAGGCGCCGUCGUCCAUUCAAGUUCAUCGGAAAUGGACCAUUUGUGAUCCAUGCCAGGCCUCUGUAUUUCAUCAAGGCCCAUUAA
Messenger RNA from Drosophila bipectinata, 942 nucleotides. Its product is annotated as clumping factor A-like. The record is from RefSeq and is a predicted model, not a curated record. NCBI's taxonomy places the organism in Eukaryota, Metazoa, Arthropoda, Insecta, Diptera, Drosophilidae.